AUGUCUGCCCACCAUCGUCCUCUCAAGGCGAUCUCAGUUGGACUGGCUAUACUUUCACUCGUCAACAUUAUCUUUGCUAUCUGGCUUUGGACGUCCGAGCCCGAAGUUCACGUUUACACGUACGAGGAUUCCGACUACCCAGAGUUCUGGCCGCUUCCACCCUCAUUACCGGUCACGCUCGUCGUCGAGGAGACCAUUCACUACCCCAUCGUUGGAGAAAACGCCCAGGACGAAUGGGCCUCUACAGCUUCCGCGGGCUUCGGGUACUUGAGGUUGGGACCCAACUACCGUGCAUUCGCACUUUCAAUGUUCCAUCAGCUUCACUGCCUCCGGCUUAUGCGCUCUGCACUCGCGCCGGGAGACUACCGACCAUCGACAGAGGGACACUUCAAGCAUUGUUUGAACUACUUUCGCCAGGUGAUUCUGUGCGAUCCCGAUUUGACGCUCGAACCCGCCGACGUGCUGGAGCAGGAUGCAAAGGUAGAGCGCGUGAGCUCUGUGCACGUCUGCAAAGACUGGCGACAGGUCUACGACGCUAUGUCCGUCAACUGGGAUGAAUGGGUUGCACAUCGCGAAGCAUUUGUGAACAGCUCCGUCGAGACCGAUGUUCCCGGGAUUAUCUGA
This is a messenger RNA of Peniophora sp. CBMAI 1063, 624 nucleotides long. The record is from the annotation of a GenBank genome assembly. Lineage: Eukaryota; Fungi; Basidiomycota; Agaricomycetes; Russulales; Peniophoraceae.